AUGAACGAUUCAAUACCUCACAUCUACUAUCCACUUUUGAAUUCAAGAGAUCACUCAUGGGAAAAAAUACGGCGAGUUUUUAAAUAUGUUCAUGAUAAGAUCGGCAAAAAAUAUGACUGGUACUACCGAGCCGACGAUGACACGUACGCACUCAUGCAUAAUAUGCGAACGCUUCUCGCCAAUUAUACGUCCUCGAAACAACAUUAUUUGGGACUGCGGUGGGCUUUCUUCACACCUCGAGGUUUCAAUGAUGGGUCAUCAUACAUUCUAUCUCGGCCUACUAUGGAAGCAUUCAAUGAAGUGAUGCUUGAUCCGGAUAGAUGUCCAGAUCAUCAUAGAGCAGAAGAAGAUCAGGAGCUUGCAAAAUGCCUAGCCCAUAUGGAUGUGUAUCCAGAAGAUAUUCGAGAUGAAUAUGGUUCAGAAAGAAUUCAACAUUUUCAUCCAAUCGAGCAGUAUGGUAUUUACAAAGACACUUUCAAUCGACGAUUAGCAUACUAUCCAGCAAUGAAAGAGGACGAGAAUUUUAGCAGUAGAAUGAUUAGUUUUCACCAUGUUUCACCAUAUGAAAUGCGAAUGAUGGAUUAUAUUUUCUAUCAUUUGAAUAAACCUUGA
Messenger RNA from Caenorhabditis remanei, 612 nucleotides. RefSeq lists its product as uncharacterized. Gene Ontology annotation, cellular component: membrane. NCBI's taxonomy places the organism in Eukaryota, Metazoa, Nematoda, Chromadorea, Rhabditida, Rhabditidae. The coding region runs from base 1 to 612 and encodes 203 amino acids. The transcript has 4 exons. Gene Ontology annotation, molecular function: N-acetylgalactosaminide beta-1,3-galactosyltransferase activity. The record is from RefSeq and is a predicted model, not a curated record.